Messenger RNA from Caenorhabditis angaria, 2455 nucleotides. The record is from the annotation of a GenBank genome assembly. Lineage: Eukaryota; Metazoa; Nematoda; Chromadorea; Rhabditida; Rhabditidae.
AUGAUCGGCGAAUCAAUUCCAAGAAGGAAUUUUGAACCUGGUUUUGCUGAUUUCUUUGCUCUUGCAUUCUCAUGGGUUGUGUUGUUUUUGACAUUUCCUAUUUCGAUAUUUUUCUGUAUAAAAAUUGUGAAAGAAUAUGAUCGAAUGGUGAUUUUUCGGCUUGGGCGAGUUUGGCGAGGGAAUCCGAAAGGUCCUGGAUUGGUAUUUGUUAUACCGUUUGUUGAUUCACAUAAAACUGUGGAUUUGAGGUAAGUUGGAAAUACUUUCUUAUUAUAAGUAGAAGUAUAUAUUUUUGAAUUUCCAGUCAAAAAUAAUUUCAAAAUGAGAAUGAAAUAAUUGCCAAAAUACUGAAAAAUUAAACAUUUUGAAGUUAAGUUCAACUUAUCAUAACUCAAAAUUGAAUGUGUUUUUUGAAUCCCUAAAGAAAGUAAUAUAGGGUAACAAAGAUGAAGUUUUUUGCGGUCUUCAUAAAUAUGAACUCUAAAAAUUUACCUCACAAUUUUUAAGAACUUCCUACAAUUUCAAAACCUUUUUUUUCAGAACAAUGUCUUACGAUGUUCCAACACAAGAAAUGUUGACUCGAGAUAGCGUAACUGUUGGAGUUGAUGCUGCGGUUUAUUAUAGAACCAGGUUUUUUUCUUGAUCCCCGUAAACUAUUAAAUUUUCUCUAGAUAAUUUUUCAUAUAUAUUUUUUCGAAAAAGUACUUUAUUGCAGAGAAAAAUAUUAUUCCACUUUACGGAUCAAAAUUUUCAAGCAGAAGCACUUUCAAAGUUCUUUUCGUCAGACUUUUGCACUUUUUCUGGAAACUUGUGUUAACAAAAUUAUUCUGUAAUUGAGUACAUCUUCUAGCUUGCAAAAGUUGUCAGAAACACUUAUUCUUUGAAUUAUGCACAGCAAAAAGUGUCCCUUUUUUGAUUUUUCUAUAUUCAAACCAGGAAAAAAACCCUGAUGACAUCCACAAUUUUUAAUCUCAUUAUUGUUAUUAUCAUUUUUAGUGCUGUUCUUGAAAAAAAUGAAGAUUAUCCAGACAAAAAUCAUAAAUAAAUUAAUUAAAUAUUUGUUGACCUUUAUUGCAAUUCCAGUGAUCCAAUUGCAAGUAUUUCGUGUGUCAAUGAUGCUCAUCUGUCAACACGUCAACUGGCUCAAUCAACUUUACGAAAUGUUCUUGGCACUCGAACUUUGGCCCAAAUGAUGUCCGAUAGGCAAGGAAUUGCGGUACAAGUUAAGAAGAUUUUAGAUGAUGGUGAGUUGGUUGGAUUCCUUGUGCUAGGAACAAUUGGGUUACCCAAACUCUGACUAGAAAUAAUUUCUUGUCAACCCCCUCCUUUAAAAACUUUUCUAUUUUAGAAAAUUCAAAGAGACCAAAUGAUGUCCCCCGCAUAAUUUCUCCACUAAUCUCAUCAAUUUUUGUUUUUCAUAACAUCCUGUUCCAUGAAUUAAAAUAAUUCAUCUACUUAUUUCUAGCCACCCUCUAUUGGGGAAUUCGUGUUGAACGAGUCGAAAUCAAAGAUAUUCGAUUACCCCGUGAAAUGUGUCGUGCAAUGGCCGCCGAAGCUGAAGCUCAACGUGAAAGUGAUGCCAAAGUUGUGACUGCUCAAGGUGAACUCGAUGCUUCUGUAGCAUUCCAGAAAGCUGCAGAUUGUAGGUCACCGUAGCUACUACCUCUUCACUACUUGGUGAUCCUAUGAUCUCUUACUACUAAACCCAAACUAACCUGAUUCCGCUCGGUGGUCCUUGUCGCUAGCCAACAAGGGGCGCUCGAUAAUCUGGCCACUUCAUCCACGCGCUCCCGCGCUGCUCCUUUGGGCGGAGCUUCCUGGGCGGAGCAAUCUCUUGGGAUUGGUCCGCCACACUCCCCGCGGCCGCAAAAUGAUGCGGGGGAGUCUUCCUGCUGAGGCAGUUUAUGGUCCGAGGUGACCGAUUUUUCUUUUCUUUCUUUGUUUCCUAUUACUUAUAUUAUUAUUCUUUUUUUUUUUUUUUUGCUUUAAUAUUUACUUUUUCUUUUUUUAGUUUCGGAUGGAUAACACCCAUGAAAUAGCUGCGAAGGUCGCUCUUCUCGUCAAAAACGAGAAACCCCAAAAGCGUCGACGAGUCGACCACGAAUGGCGCCCUCGGUGUGCUGUCUGCUCGGGCGAGCAUAAACUUAUUGAUUGUUCCCAAAAGGGAGAAGUAAAAGCCGCAACGGCUGCUCGAUUCCAAUUGUGCUUAAUGUGCGGGCAUCCCACCUCUGGUAUGUUUUUUUUUUUUUUUGUACUUCUUGUGUAAUGCUGAGUUAUUUUAGCUACUCAUCACGAAAUUAUAUGUAGGGAGAGAUUUGACAAUAGAUGUCGCCAUGACAUCUGCGUCCUCGUUAAGGCGUGCCACCAUUUUGCUAUGUGUCCCUUGGACAAGCAAGAACCACAACCACUUGGUCAAAUGAAGGAUAUGACACUCUCGACUUCCUCGAAGAAGUGA